UUCUCUUUGGUUUCCUCUCCGUUGCUUCUUCUGCGGUUUUCUACCAAAUAAUUUAUUUCUCCUUCUCUCUAAAGCUCUCCAAGACUUCUCUCUUGAUUUUUUUCUUGUUUUCAACGAUAUUGCUCUUGCAUUGCUGAUCCGAGCAUCAUUCUCCAGCCAUUCUCUCUUCCUUAUCUUACUGACUUUUUUUUUUUGUCUCAAUGGGCAGCUUUCCUAGUUUUUGACAAAUGGGCAUUAUAUGAAGCAAAUGGGAAUGAGAAGUAUCACCUUUCAUUGGUUAUUUACACUAUGUACCUCUGUGUCUCUGAUUCUGGGACACUUUUUGUGGAUUCCACUGGUUAUUUUUAGAUGAGAUUAGCUGCAGCAGCUUGUUUUUAAGCAUGUUGUUAAUUCUUUGGUUGAUGUUUAAUCACUCCGACAAUGAAAAGUGGGUUUUUGACAAUAUCUUACAUUUCAUGCUACACUUUAGCACUAAUUUGCAUCGGCAGGCAUGUGACAGACACUGUGUUACCAGUGUGAAAACCUCUGUUCAGGAGGUUGCUGCAAAUCCAUUGAUAAAGUGAUUGACCAUUUGGUACAAAUCUAAUGAUGGAAAGGUAUAAAAUUUUGAAAGAGCUUGGGGAUGGAACUUGUGGUCGCGUAUAUAAGGCAGUUAAUAUGGAGACGUAUGAGAUUGUUGCCGUCAAGAAAAUGAAAAGAAAGUUUUAUUUUUGGGAAGAUUGUAUGAGUCUACGAGAACUUAAGGCCCUCCGUAAGUUGAAACAUCCAAAUAUCAUAAUGUUAAAGGAGGUUGUCAGGGAAAACAAUGAGCUGUUCUUUAUAUUUGAAUACAUGGAAUAUAAUUUGUACCAAAUAAUGAAAGAACGACGGAGACAUUUUUCAGAGGAAGAGAUACGGAGAUUUAUGUCUCAGGUGCUGCAAGGACUUGCACACAUGCAUAAAAAUGGCUAUUUUCAUCGAGACUUGAAACCUGAGAACUUGUUGGUGACAAAUGAUGUUAUCAAAAUUGCUGACUUUGGACUGGCUAGGGAAGUAUCAUUAACGCCUCCUUACACUGAUUAUGUUUCUACACGGUGGUAUCGGGCACCGGAAGUUCUGCUGCAAUCCUCGAUGUACACUCCUGCAAUUGACAUGUGGGCAGUUGGAGCAAUAUUGGCUGAGCUUUUCACCUUAUUCCCUAUUUUCCCUGGUGAAAGUGAAAUAGAUCAGUUUUACAAGAUUUGCUGUGUUCGUGGUACUCCAGAUUGGAGGGCAUUUCCACAAGCGAUGAAUGUUUCACAGUUAGUCAAUAUUACUUAUUCAGAGAUUUUGCCUGCUAACCUUUCAGAUAUCAUUCCCAAUGCCAGCUUAGAAGCAAUUGACUUGAUCAUGAAAUUGUGUUCGUGGGACCCACUAAGAAGGCCAACUGCAGAACAGUCUUUACAGCAUCCAUUUUUCCAUGUGGGCACUUGGGUUCCUUAUCCACUCCGAGAUCCACUCCAGCUGAAGCCAAAUGCUACAAGAGUAGAGCCAAAUCUUGAGCUGAAUCUAUGGAAUUUUGACCCAAAAACGGACGACUGUUUUCUUGGCUUGACUCUGGCCGUGAAGCCUAGUAUUUCCAACUUGGAAAUGGUUCGCAAGGUAUCUGAAGGUACAAGAGAGGAUAUGCUGUUUUGCUCUGGUUUUCAGGGGCAUUUGGGACAGUCAGCUUUUUGGUCACUUCUUUCUCCUGAUAGAAAUGAAACUGACAUGCCACUCAGGCUUGCCUUGUCAUUACCAUUUAGUGAUGGGGUUUGGCGGGGCCUCGGGGCAGUGCCCCCGACGGGGUUCGACCUACCCGGUUAGGUCUCAGGGGUCCAGUUCAAUUCAGCAUCCCUCUGUUGGAGUCCCACAGUCAGCAGGGUUCACCGUGACAUCUUUGCAGCCUAAUAUGUUGGACCAUUCAUAUUAGGCGUGUCCCCUCCUGACAUGGUCAUUGCUGAGAAUGAAUUGUUGAUUGGUGGUGUGAUCUGGCCUAGUUUUGAAGGUUGUCGAGUCGAGAUGUAAUUAUUUUAUUUUUUUUGUGUAUUAGUUUUUCUACUGUCCAACAGUUGUGCUUCUAUAGCAGCCAUAAAACAACACGUGGAAUUACCAAAUAAAUAAUUCUGGAAUAUCCAUCUCUUUCUGCAUUUGGUUGGUCCCAGACUGAUAGUAGAAAUGCAUUCUUCCGCUGAAAAGAAGCCAUUCUUGUAGAGAAUAUCUUGCUUUACCAAAUCAUAUUCCUACUGCCGCUGUGACAUUGUAACUCUUCUUAUUAUUACUUGCACAGGGAAUACAUUGCUUUUACCA
Messenger RNA from Malania oleifera, 2307 nucleotides. RefSeq names its product serine/threonine-protein kinase MHK. The transcript has 19 exons. NCBI's taxonomy places the organism in Eukaryota, Viridiplantae, Streptophyta, Magnoliopsida, Santalales, Ximeniaceae. The record is from RefSeq and is a predicted model, not a curated record. The coding region runs from base 586 to 1824 and encodes 412 amino acids. Gene Ontology annotation, biological process: intracellular signal transduction; protein phosphorylation. Gene Ontology annotation, molecular function: protein serine/threonine kinase activity; ATP binding. Gene Ontology annotation, cellular component: cytoplasm; nucleus.